GCUCGGGGCCCAGAGAGCGCCGCGGCCGGGAGCCGGCCGGCCCCUGACAGCCCCCUUCCCCCGGCGGGCCAAGACGACGACGAGAGCACCGGUCAUGGCGGAGCAGCGGACCCAGCGCGGGCCCUAAGCACCACCGCAUGGAGCGGGACGAACGGCCGCCCAGCGGAGGGGGAGGCGGCGGGGGCUCGGCGGGGUUCCUGGAGCCGCCCGCCGCGCUCCCUCCGCCGCCGCGCAACGGAUUUUGUCAGGAUGAAUUGGCAGAGCUUGACCCAGGCACUAUUUCUGUUCCAGAUGAUCGGGCUGAACAACGAACCUGUCUCAUUUGUGGGGACCGCGCCACAGGCUUGCACUAUGGGAUCAUCUCCUGUGAGGGCUGCAAAGGGUUUUUCAAGCGGAGCAUUUGCAACAAGCGGGUGUAUCGAUGCAGUCGUGACAAGAACUGUGUCAUGUCUCGGAAGCAGAGGAACAGGUGCCAAUACUGCCGCCUGCUCAAAUGCCUCCAGAUGGGGAUGAACCGGAAGGCAAUCAGAGAAGAUGGCAUGCCUGGAGGCCGGAACAAGAGCAUAGGACCAGUCCAGAUAUCAGAGGAAGAGAUCGAAAGGAUCAUGUCUGGGCAGGAGUUUGAGGAAGAGGCUAAUCACUGGAGCAACCAUGGUGACAGCGACCACAGCUCCCCUGGGAACAGGGCUUCAGAGAGCAACCAGCCCUCGCCAGGCUCCACACUGUCCUCCAGGUCUGUGGAGCUAAACGGAUUCAUGGCAUUCAGGGAACAAUACAUGGGGAUGCCUAUGCCUCCACACUAUCAAUACAUACCGCACCUUUUCAGCUAUUCUGGCCACUCGCCACUUCUGCCCCCACAAGCUCGCAGCCUGGAUCCCCAGUCAUACAGUCUGAUUCACCAGCUCGUGUCAGCGGAGGACCUGGAGCCACUGGGCACACCUAUGUUGAUUGAAGAUGGAUAUGCUGUGACACAGGCAGAGCUGUUUGCUCUGCUUUGCCGCCUGGCCGAUGAGCUGCUCUUUAGACAGAUCGCCUGGAUCAAGAAACUGCCCUUCUUCUGCGAGCUCUCAAUCAAGGAUUACACAUGCCUCCUGAGCUCCACCUGGCAGGAGUUAAUUCUGCUAUCCUCCCUCACCGUUUAUAGCAAGCAGAUCUUUGGAGAGCUGGCUGAUGUCACCGCCAAGUACUCACCAUCAGAUGAAGAACUACACAGAUUUAGUGAUGAAGGGAUGGAGGUGAUCGAGCGGCUCAUCUACCUAUAUCACAAGUUCCAUCAACUAAAGGUCAGCAACGAGGAGUACGCUUGCAUGAAAGCAAUUAACUUCCUCAAUCAAGAUAUCAGGGGUCUGACCAGUGCCUCACAGCUGGAACAGUUGAACAAGCGAUACUGGUACAUUUGCCAGGAUUUCACUGAAUAUAAAUAUACACAUCAGCCGAACCGCUUUCCUGACCUCAUGAUGUGCUUGCCUGAGAUUCGAUAUAUUGCAGGAAAGAUGGUGAAUGUGCCCCUGGAGCAGCUGCCCCUCCUCUUUAAGGUGGUGCUCCAUUCCUGCAAGACAAGCGUGGGCAAGGAAUGACCUGUUCCCAGUGCCCCUCCUUAGGCCGGCCACAGCGCCUUGGGUGGGCAGAACAGGCUUCAGAGAAAAGAGCCAGAGAGACCAAGAUGGAGACUGUGGAGCGUUGUUUCCAGCUGCUUCCAUAGCAGGAAGAGUUUUUGUUUGUUUGUCCGUUUUUUUAACCUCAUUUUUCUAUAUAUUUAUUUCACGACAGAGUUGAAUGUAUGGCCUUCAACAUGGUGCACAUGCUUUUGUGUGAAUGCAGCCGAUGCAUUUCCCUGCAGUUUACAGAAUGUGAAGAUGUUUAAUGUUACAGUGUUGUCAUUGUUUAGAGAUAGUUCUUUUGUAUUUUGAGGGAGAGGGUGGGAUGGGGCUGAGAUGACUAUUUCCAUAAUAUUGACAAAGACGACUACCUCAAUGGAAAGGGAGGGGUGUGACCAUCCCUACUUUUUCCACAUUUUCUCAGCAGACCUCGUACAUUUGUCUGUCAGAGAGCAAAAUGCCUUUUUCUAACCACGGAAUUGCCAGGUGAAAGAGCACAUGAUAGAGGGACAAAGCAUUGUUAGGAGGGUUUACCAAGCAAGACAGGUGAGACAUUGGGAACAGGACAAGAGAUGAGGAUUCAGUCAUCUCUUUUCUUUGGAAAGCAUGAAUGAUGAGAGAGUUGGGCACAGUGACCACAUCUAAGCUAGGUGUCCUCCCGCCAAACAAGUCCUUGCGGUAGAAGGGUGCUACCAGUUUCUGCCACUGUCAACUUUUCCUCCAGGCAUAGUUCUGGGAAUAAGCCAAUCCUUGGGACUUGCCUUGGGUUUCAUAGCUACCCAGUUCCCUUACCUGGAUCUACUAAGGCCUACCUUCCUCAGACUCCUUUCCUCUCCCUUGUAAAUUUGAUUUCCUGUUGGCCCUUAGAAAAACUAACUGAGCAAAAUGCCAUGCUCUGAAUCCUGGUGCCCACUACUGAUUUAUUCUCUUUUCACCUUGCUUUCUUCAAAGGGUAGUGGGACAAAGUCCAGACUACUGAAAACUAAACACUCCUCCUUGAAAUCCUCUGUUCCUUCCCACACCCCAUCCUACCCUUACCCCCAUGACUGAAUCUAAAACAACAGUCUUUUUUUAACCGGUGGGAAGGACCGUUUAUCUAUCUGCUAGCCAGAAAUUUUGCCCCUAAAUUCUACUCCUUCCAGUAUCUCCAGAAUGAGACCAGGUUUCCUUAGGACUACAGAGCACAAAGCUUAGAGUGGCCCCACUGCCCCUACAACAUCAGUGGCCUGGCCAACCAAGACCCAGAGGGCUGGAGCUAAAAGUACCUGAAAGGAAGGCGGGGGGGGGAGCUUAAAACUACCUCAUGUUCCUAAGGGCCUGGCUGCUACCUCUGCAGAUAUGGCCUGGACCCCUUGUUCUUUCACUACCUGCCUCACCCAGCCCCAGGGAGUGUGCCUUCCCUCUUGGCUUUGGCCAGUGGCCACACCAGGUCUGUUUUGGAACUCUUUCAGGUGUUUUUCCCUUCUCUACCUUACUAUAGAAGUUGCCCCCGCCUAUAUGCAGGUACCCCCCGCGGCAAAUGGAGCAGACAGAUCGUAUAGCUGGGUGCAUCCUGGGUAGGCUUGAGGGGCCCACAGUACCUCCUCCUGCCUGUUUAGUCAAAGGCUAUUUGCUCUCUCCCCAACUGAGCCUAGCAAACUUUCCCAGUGGGCUGCCACAUCGUGUGCUUACCGGGUAGUCUGUUUCUGAUUGUAAUUUUUUCUCUCCAGUGAAAUGUUACGGGUACCAGCAAAGUGAUGACAUUGUCCGUUGGUGGACCUAAAGCUCAGAGCGUUACUCCUCAGUACCAUUUUCCCAGCUGCUCUGAGGAAAAAAAAAAAGAAGGAAAAGACUUAUUCCUCAGGAAAAGCUCCAACUAGCAUGUUCCUCACAUGUCAAUGGCAAGAUUUUUGUGUAUGUGUCUGUUUAUUUCUAAGUUCACAGUGUUUUUCUUAUUUCCCUGAAUUUUUAUUUAACCAAACUAGAUCACAUUCUUUGGCUACAGGUCAGAGCUCGGAGCUGCUUCCCUCAAAAUAGGGGAGGAGACACAUAUCAGAAACUCCUUUCUCCAAGAUGGCUUCUGUGUGCAGGAUUUUUCUUUGCUUAGAUCUCCAUCUGUCAAAUUACUAUUAUUUUUUUGAAAUUGCUUUUCUUUUAAAUUAAGCAUUUUACCUGUUGUAUUGGGCAUCAAAGGAAAUUGCUCUCCAGUGAGGCAAGAACAUGUCUCUUCAAUCAUCCAAUAUUAAACAGAGCAAGUUGUUAAUUUGAUGAGUGGGGGAAAGGUUCUGCAAGUUGCCAUUGUACAAAUCCAUUUCUACAAAUGUUUGCAGCAGAUUCCACAGAACAAAGAGCCCAUUCAUUGCCAAGAGCCCUGCAGAAUCUCUGAGCCAAGUGGCCGUGUGUUCCAAGCUGGAGCCUGACCUGUGGACCGCCUUUAAUGUCUUCUGCACCCAGUCCUUUUAUGACUUGGGCUUUUUUUAAACAGGGUAAAGUGAAUGUGUUGCAUUGCAAACUCAGGUAUUAUGAGGAGAAGGUAGGAGUAUAGCUAGCAGCGUGGAGACAUUAGGUCAGCCACUAGAUGUAUUUGUGAAUUUGGUUUGAAGGACACAGAGAAAGGUUGGAGGGGGAGGUUUGGUGUGUUUGUUUUUGGCCUUUCUUCCCAUAAUGUUUGGUUAACAGGUAGCCUUUUUGCUAGUGGAGGAAGAAAAAAGCUGUGCAUGUUGUCUCUAAUUCCUCUCUCUCUCUCCUGUCCUCUGCCACCAACAGCACUCACUUUGAGUGAGACUUUUUCCACCAUAAAAGUAUGAUUCUGAAAGCUGUGUGGAAAAGGAGAGACCCACCUCAUUGCACUGUGUUGAAACAUACAAGCUUUUCCCUUCCUUUCCCUUUGAUUAUUUUCUUGACCUAAAACAAGAUUGGAAUCCUGGAACUUCAGCUACAGCUCAUGCUCUCUGGCUCCUUUGUAGACUUUUGGAGUCCUUCACAAGGCUUGGUGGUCUUGCCCUUUGUCUGGGGAAAUCCCCCAGAACCUAUCUCAAAGCGCUCCACCUGGCUCAGCAGACACUUGGCCCACAAAUGAGGUGGGUUAGCCUCCCAGGAUAGAUAGGCAGGCACCACCCUGUCCUGCCCCCAAACACAGAGGAAGGUUGGAGAGAAUCUAAGGGUCUUGAUAGCAUUACUGAAAGUCACCCACUGCACACCGACCUGCCUCUCACUUAGCACCCUUUCUCAGGGAGGCAAGUACUUGGCUAUGGUCAGUGUCACCAGAGCCUUAAAACUCAGGGAACUGAGAGCUAGCUGCCUCGCUCUGCUAUCCGUUUCCUUCAUGUGUUUGUGCUUGAUUUCCUGGAGAGUAAGACAGAUGGAUACAGACGGACAAACCCAGCAUGGGCAGCGUCUAAGCCAUGUCCAAGAUUGGCCAAAGUAAGGGGACACCUGGCCUCCCAGGAGGGCAGGAAUUUGAGCAGUGGUUCCGAGCCUUUGGCUCUGGGUUCCUGGUCUUUGUCUUUUUUUUCUUGUUGCUUUUUAAAAUUUUGUAAUUGUUUUAAGAAAUCCAGUCUUUCAGACCAACCCUUUUAUUAAACUUUGUUCUUUAUCGAUUUUUUUUUUAAGUAAAAAAAAAAACACCACUACUCUUACUCCCCGCCCCCCCCCCACCUUGAUCCACGAGUGCCCCGCUGCCCCGCACUCCCCUCUGUCUUUGCAGUUGAUAAUUCCUCCCUUUUUCUUGGCUUGAAGCAUCUAUGUCCAGGGUCUGUGAAAUGAUGUUUUAUCUGUGUCUCAGAAUGAGAAACGGCAAUCAUUCCACCAGGUGCUGGAAACUAGUUAGCCUUGAGGCAAGGGUUUCUAGGGCCACAGCUCAGGGAUGUGUAUUUAAUUACAGGGUCCUCAGAAACCCCUCUCUUGGCUGCCACAGGCAACUUUUUUCUUGGGCUUGGGAGCCAGACCUGGUCUGUUUCCUCAUAGGCGGGAGUCCACUCCUCUGGCCAGAGAGCCUGCUGAGUCUGGGAGUAAGCGGAGGCUUCCUCUCUGGCCAGACUUGAAGACUUACGGCUAUCCUGUGACAUAACCAUGAUGGCCCUGUCUCUACCAGCUCAUAAGAAGCCUACUCCCUCUGCUUAGCCCAGUCCCCAUCUGGCGUACCCCUUCUGGGCCACAGCCUGCUCAGGAAUCAACUGUGGGCUCAAAAGGAAGCUGUGAGUCAGAUCAGAGCCUGCUCCAAGCCUAAGAAGAAAAGUCAUGUUACUGGUGGAGGCCAGUCUUCCAAAUCCUGGAGCCAGCCCUGCUAGCCAAAGGAUCAUCUUUGCCCUUUGGUUACCAUUGUUUUCUUUCUCUGAAAUGUCUUGUAAUAGGUGAUAAUGUUGUUGCUUCAAAUUUUCAUGAAAAAGAAGAAGAAGAAAAAAAAAAACUACCUCUUAAAUGGCAUCCUGGUCGAUUCCUUUCUGAGGAAUCCUGUGGGAAAAGAAUACUGUAGCUCCUUCUCUGUUUACAUGUUUCUGUCGGGAAAGAAACGCCGCCUGCUCUGGGGUGUUGGUGUUUUUGUCUGUGUUACCAUCCCAGGCCUGCGAUAGGGGCUUGUGGCUGCAUUGUAAUGUCUGGGCUGUGUCUGGGCAGUCCUUCCCACCUGCCUGGCCAGGGAGUAGCCACCCCCUUGUAGAGGCCUCCAUUUCCUUCCUAUGCUCCAAGGCAUAAGGAGCACCACCCCUCACAAACACCACCUUUAGGGGCUCUUUUAGCACGUGCAUCCAUGAGCCUGCCCCCGGGCUACCCCAGGCCCACUUCCACCCACAGUCUUGUAUAGGAAUCGAGUAAACGGGAUGUCUCUGAGCCCUUGUCCCCAAAGGGCCGGCCAAGGGCUGCCCGCCAGCCUGGCUGUAUCAACCCUGCAUGACCAAAUGAUAGUUGGCGGGUUCUGCAGGCUACCCAGGCCCUCUGCUACCUCCCAUCCUGCCAGCUGGCGAGGAAUGGGCCCUGUUCUGUGAAUUGACUACCUGUGGAAAUGUGACCGAUUAGUGUGAAGUGCAUGUUUAGCAAGUGUUAGGUACUGUAUUUGAACCAAUAAAUGUGAAUCCUGCACAUGGCAUCAGUCUGUGAUACUUGUCUGGGUUCUUGGGAGGGAUGGUGGGGUAUCCUAAAGAGCUGGCUCAUGUGUUCAAAUCUGCUGCUCCUGCUUGUAGCUGACACCCACCCCAAUUCCUAUUGCUAAAGGUCUGGCAGAAGAGAUGUCUCAGAAUUGCGUGAGUAAACAGGUUAAGAGGUGAAGGGACUCACCCAGAGGAACUGAGUCUUGUGAGUGGCAAACAGACCUUUGCAGUACAGUGGGACCAGGGUAGUAAUAUUAGGGAUGUUUACAGGGUCUUAAUGGCCCAGAGGAGGGAGAGGCUUGUUCUACUUAGGAUAGUCAGGGCUUCACAGGUGAGUGUUUAAAGGUGGGAUUUGAAGGAAGUCACCAGGCAGAAAGGGGAGGAUAUACUAGGUGGGAGAACCAGCAGCAUUUGCAGAGACUCAUCUGUGGGUCUAAAAAAUCUGAACUAUUCAGGUGUAACAAGGGACUGCUAUGGUAGGAAUGGUAGCAGAUGGGAUUAGAAAGAGUUGAGGCUGGAGAAGCAGGUGGGAACCUUGAAUGCCACAUUCAGGAGUUUGGGGGUGGGGGUGGGAAGCCAUCUGCUAAGUCUCAGGAAAGAAAGCUACACCUCAGUGAUGGCAGUGUACUGAUGAAUGGCCUGCCUAGUGUGUCACACUAUGAUGCAGCAGAUUGUAAUACCUGUCUUUCUAGAAAAGCAAUGAAGUCUAUUAAUAGACUUCGUUUUUCUAUGAGAAAACGAAGACUCUGAGAGGUCAAGGGACUUGCCCAAAGUCACACAGGAAAUGGUAGAGUCAGGACUUGAACCUCCAUCUGCCCAACACAAAAGCCCAACUCUCCUGUUAUCCGGCUGCUCAUAUAAUCAGAAGUGGUAGAGUUUAGGUUGAGGGUUGUGAGAAUAUAUGGGUAACAUGAAGGCUCUUCAUUCUGGGAAGAUAAAGGCUGAGAACAGUCUGAUCAAAGUCUAUUAAAUUCUCAUAUGCUGAAUGAGGGACAGACAGCCCAGCUGCCUUCCUAUACCUCAGUCUCCAGCACAAGAGACUAGAGAGCCCUUGAGGUUUGAAAGAGGUGGUUUUAGAACAAAGGGAACAGCGCAAAACAGAUUAAGAGACUGUCUUCCUUGACCAACAAGAAAGAACAGAUAAGACACAGAGGUGUCAGGAAGAGAAGGAACAUGUUUGCUGAACAUCUAUAUGGUGUCAUGUAAUCCUCAUAACCUUGCAAGGUGUCUGUUUCAGCCCAGUUUUACUCAUAAGCAAACCGAGGCUCAAGGAAGUUAAGCCAUUUGCCUAAAAUGACAUGAGUAAGAGGCAGAAUUGGCUUUUGAAUCCAGGUCUAUCUAAUACCAAAGUUACAACAGGCUUCCUCCCUGCUCAGCCAUAGCAAUUCAGUAGUGCUGAAUAUGAAUGAAUGGAGUUUGUAACAAAGCUCAGUAAUGGCCUUUGGUUGAACUUUUUGCUACUAAAAACAAAACUACAAAAAAAGAAUUUCUGUGAGAGGUAGAUGAACAGACCCAACCGAAUUGAGCUGAAAAGCAGUGCUGUCCCAAACACAUACAAUGCUGUAGAUGCUAAAUCUGUUUGGGUUCUUAGAACAUCCCACGAGGUGGCUCCAAGGGAGAAGAAGUACUGUUGAUUCCCAACCUUCGUUGGCAUAUUAAAGGCUCUACGAAGUUCUACUUGAAGUGUGAUUUUGUUUAACCAGCAUCUACCAAAAGUAUUUGAGCAUGGAACAUUUUUUCCCCCAGGUUAGCUGUUAAAAUUCUGUUGGGACAAUAUUGCAUGGAAUAAAAUUUAGGACACUGCUCUGAAUUUAUAAAUUGCUACUACUUAACAUUGAGCUUUUGGUUUCCUUGAGUCCCAGGCAGUAAUCUGAAAGAAAAGAAGAAUAAAUUUAUAGACAAAUACAGAGCAAGGCAAAGCAUUAUGCUAAACAUUUUAUGUGUGUUAGAUUACUGAUUUCUCAGCAACCUGAGGAGGUUGGUGCUGUAAUACCAUUUUACAGAUAAGAAAAGUGAGGUCCGGAUCAUUAGUAGUAACUUGCCUAAGGUUACGUAACUAGUAUGACCUCAAAGAUGAAUAUAAACCAGCAUUGAAUGAGGGCCUACUAUUUGACAGGAUCUGUGCUGAGACCCUUACCCUUAUGCAAACCCUCUAAGUGGAGCAUCUCUAUGUAACUGAAGAGGAAACAAUGCUGGCAGCAUUUCUGGUUUCUCCAGAAAUCCACAGAAAUGAUGCCAGGGCAGGGUGUUGGGGUGAGAUUGAGUGUGGCAGCAUGAAGCCCUCUUCCAGGAAUCACUUCCUUACAGGCAGCUUGUGUGGUAGUAGGCACAUCAACUAGGGGUCUCCACCACCUGAGUAAUCCCAGCUCUUCCUCUCACCAGUUGUGUUGUGGCCUUGACCUAGAUACCUCUCUAAGCCUCACUUUCCCUGUAAGAUAAAUGGAGAUGCCAGUGUCUGUGUCUCAGGCUUAACGAAGAUUCGUUAUGGCUAGCUCAAAGAAGGGGCUCGAUGAAGCCAAUCCGUAGCCCCUCACACCCUGACCGUAGAAACCAGCAGAGCCAGCAGCCGUUUCUGGCUUUACCUGGCCUUGGUCUGGCUGCCCAUCGGGGUUUUAAGUCCACAGUGAUAAUCAGCCUCUCUGGGAUCCUGUGGCAAAAGUGCCCAACUGCAGACCCAGGACUCUUGGAGUUUUGUUCCCUUGGCAACGAGUCUCACCAUGGAGACCACAGCCCCAUCCUUGCCUGCCCUGCAAGCUCCCUCUCCAUAGACCUUCCCUUCUUAACACCUAGUCCUAGGAGCAGUUUAGGUACUGAGGAAAGUUCCCAGGAUGCUCUUCCUCAGGGUGAGGAGUUUGAGGUACAGCCCAGAAAGAAAGGCAAAAGGAACUCCCAUUGUUUGAAGGUUCACUUCAUGCCUGGCAACGUUUUGAGGAGUCUACAUAUGUGGUCUUAGGUUGAAAGCCACACAUGCCCUAUUUUAAGUAAUGGAAACUGAGGCACGGGGAAGCAACAUGGACCAGCCCAAAGUCUUGCAGCUGGUCAGUGUUGGAGCUGAGAUUUGAAUCCAAGGCUUCUGACUCAGGAACCCAUGCUUUCUCUGCAACUGUGCUCCCCCGCCACCCCCCACACACACCCAUAUUGCCAACACACAGGCUCCAGCCUUAAUGUGGGAAGGGUUGGAUUAGUUGGGUGCAUCUCCACCCCAGGCCUGGGGGGUGCAAGCGGUGGUGCUUCCACCACAAGCAGCAGCCGGUAGUCCUUUGAGAUUGGGGCUGGGCCCAGCAGCAGGAGCGGAGGAACUGCACUAUUUUAAGCCAGGGCCGGAGGCCCCCAUGUGGGCACAGGGAGGGUGGCCUCGGGCCUUUGGCCAGCUUCCUGGAAGUCGCCA
Loxodonta africana (African savanna elephant) is the source of this 10049-nucleotide messenger RNA. It is a transcript of the gene NR6A1, whose product is annotated as nuclear receptor subfamily 6 group A member 1. The transcript is spliced from 10 exons. Gene Ontology annotation, cellular component: chromatin. Bases 138 to 1577 code for a protein of 479 amino acids. NCBI's taxonomy places the organism in Eukaryota, Metazoa, Chordata, Mammalia, Proboscidea, Elephantidae. The record is from RefSeq and is a predicted model, not a curated record. Gene Ontology annotation, biological process: regulation of DNA-templated transcription. Gene Ontology annotation, molecular function: zinc ion binding; sequence-specific DNA binding; nuclear receptor activity.